CUCUUUCACGCGGCUAUGAAGGGAUGAAGUAAAGGACCAAACUUGAACAUAAGAAAGACUUGUAUUAAAUGCAAGAAAUAGCACCAGAGGCAGAACCCAGAUGGAUUAAUUGAUCUUAUCCAGCAAAAGAAGAAAGAAAACCAAACUUACAUGGACAAUGAAAAUCCAUGGUAGAUUGAAACCACCCUGCCCAUUCCAGAGGCUUACACACGAAGAGGGAAUUUCGGAUGCUGGCGGCGGCUUCUUUGUGCUUUAUCUCCGACGACGGCAAUACGUGGGAGUUUAGGAAUUGAUUUGAUAUGUUAGAGAUGAUGUUGUUCUGGUUGAAAAGUGGCAAGGGCCCGUUAAAAUAGCCAAAAAUAGAAAACAUAAAAGGCUUGCAGAUGGGAGUAGUGUGGCCAUACUUGAACCAAGACCAAGAGUGGACAAAACAAUUAAGCCCCAUCAAAAUCCAAUUGAAACGUAUAUAUGUAGGUGAGAGGAAGUAAGAGAUAUUUCAGUUUUCGAAUGAAUAAGAUUGAGUAUGACAUUGGGGGCCUCCGAGCGCCUGUCUCCAAUCACACCACCAAUCUAACUACAAUCACACCAUAAACCUAGCUGUUGGCCGGCAUACUGAAUUACAGCAAAAAGUAAAGGGGAGAAGGAAAUAGGGUCGGAUAUGGAGAACAGGGGAACGCAAAAGUGAAUUACGGUAAUUUCUGUAGUAUUGGGAGUAGGAAAUUCACUACUCCACACAACAGUCCAAAACCAAUUAUGUACCUAACCAUUCGACAUUUCAAAGGCAAAAUUUGAUAGCAAGCCGAACUGACGGCCCAAUUACCAGAUUGAAAGAGUACUCCAGAUGUGAACCCUGCUUGUCUUGAUCGAUCUUCGUUGACAGCUACAAUUACAAAAGCGAUUGGUAAUCCGGGUAUUGAUCUCAGUUGCCGCCGUCCGGAUUGAAAGAGCAACAGAACCCUUCUGGCGAAAGAUGUCUGCAUUUGUAAGGUCCAGAACCGUCCAGUGUCAAUGCUCCUCCCUAAAUGGUGUAUUCUUCCAGCGUUGGAUUUUAACGGAUUAUGUACCCUACUUGACCUUGUCUUCCCACUUAACCACAACCUAAAAUCGACUACUGGCGGGGGAGUUUGGGCCCAUAUCCGGGCUGGCCCAUUCGGCCACCUGUAAGGUCCAGUGGAAGGUACUUGUGUUAAACGCACAACUUCACUUAAUUGAUAGUAAAUUGACAGUAUUGCCCCUCCGGGGAACCCUCUAAAGGCUGCAAAUUCAAAUCCCUGAAAAGUUAACCCUUGUUUUGCCUUUAUAUAUUUUGUAGAAAUCCGGUUUGUAUACUUCGUAAUUUUCAAUAAUACCCAAACUACCCCUAUCAUUAAUUAAAUAGCUCUUCCCACUUUUUAACCAUUGUAUUGAAGUGUCCAGAUCUAAUUGCCAGGAGGGGCUUUAGUCAUGGGAUCCGCUCUCUCACAUCCUGUCGUCACCGCUGAACGGUGAUAACGCAAGGAGGCCACAGGCCAACAACAAGAAGAAGCUCAGUUCAGUCAACUCGCUCCCAGCCAAUCCACUGGUCCCUCUCUUAACUGCGUACAGAAGAGACUAACAGACCGGCACCGCUCUCCGUAACGUUGAUAUAAAUACGCACCACCGGCUUUCCCCUCUGCAAUUUGGGCCACAAAACCACAAUUCACCCUCGUCAAACCACAAUCGCCACCAGAGUAGCCAGGCAGACUUCCCAGAGAAAACGAAAGAGACAGUCGGCCAAUGUCUGCCGCCGCCGCUGCGACCGUGCUGGAGAAUCUGCCUCCUUCGUUGGAUUCCACGGCGGAGCAACCUCCUCUCUUCGACGGCACUACCAGGCUGUACACGGCUUAUAUCUGUCCUUAUGCCCAGCGAGUUUGGAUCACCAGGAAUUUCAAGGGAUUGCAAAAUGAGAUAAAGCUAGUCCCCUUGAACCUUCAGGACAGGCCUGCUUGGUAUAAAGAGAAGGUUUAUCCUCCUAAUAAGGUGCCUGCACUUGAACACAAUGGGAAAAUCACUGGGGAGAGUCUCGACUUGGUUAAGUACUUGGAUGCCAACUUUGAGGGACCUUCUAUUACCCCUGAUGAUCCUGCUAAGAAACAGUUUGCUGAUGAGUUGUUGUCGUACAGCGACACAUUUGUUGGAUCGGUAUUCUCUUCGUUCAAGGGAGAUGUGGCAAACGAAGUUGAUCCGGUUUUCGAUUUCUUGGAAAACUCCCUUUCGAGGUUCAAUGAUGGGCCGUUCUUCCUUGGCCAAUUCAGUCUGGUGGACAUUGCCUACAUCCCAUUCAUUGAAAGAUUCCAGGUUUUCUUAUCUGAAGUGCUCAAGUAUGAUAUUACUGAAGGCAGGCCUAAACUUGCAGCUUUGAUUGAGGAGGCGAACAAACUUGAGGCUUACAAGCCAACAAAAGUUGAUCCGAAACAGACUGUUGAGGCCUUCCGCAAGCGUCUCACGGCUCAGUAGCGGUUGCCCUGCAUCUUUACAAGGACGAAGCUUCUCUAGGGACUUUCUGAGAGCCAUUUGCUGUGCUUGGUGAAUAAAAAGCUGCCACUAAGUUGGUUACUGGUGUGUUGCUAGAAAUGUGCAGUGAGUAAAUGUACACUUGUAUUGUUCAUAUGCUGUAAGAAGGUGGCUGUAUAAUUAUUAACCGUGAAUGAAUUCUUGGAUUUCAUGUCACCUGAAGUUUGGUUGGAGUGGUACUGCCGGGUAUACCGAACUUAUUCCAUAAAGUAGUGUUCUAGGGUGCUCAUUGUGAUGUCUCCUUGCUUCAUUAAUUGAUUUCAUCCUCACAUAUCACAAACGAUGGAUAACUCUAAAUUAUUAAAAAAUCUUGAGGAUUAUUUUUUUUAUGAAUCGGGUUGUUCUCAUUCCAUUAAAAAAGGAGUACUAGCAACAUCCUUGCUAGUUAGGAUUGAUCAAGUUCAUAAAAUUCUAUACAAAUGAAUCAAAGACUUGACUACCAAAAAGCACGACUACCUCCUCUCUAACAAUCUUGCACAAAACUGCUCUAUCCCUGCACACUCCUGUAAAAACUCUACUACACCUCUCUCGCCAAAUCAAACUUACAAGGCUCUGCCACAAAGCCUUCCCAGCUUGAGAAUCAACAGAUUUAGAACCAAAUUUCUGUUUCACCCAGCAAAUCUCGCUACUCAAAGAAGAAGAGACAACAGACCUGCUACCAUACAGCUCACCCUUCAGGCUCCUGUAUAACCCACAUUCAGCAAACAAAUGGUCAAUUGUUUCAAGCUGACAAUUACAAAAAACACAUCCCAGGCUACCUGAAUAACCCCAUUUUGACAUCUUCUCCUUUGUUGAAACUGCUUUGCUUAGAAUAAGCCAUGUUAUGAAUCUGUUUCUAGGUAUUGAACUCCCCUGCCAUAGCAGAUUAAACCAAUCCACUUCCUGCCUUCUAGGUCUUAGAGUAUUCCAAAUUCGCUUUAUAGAGAAUUUUUCCAUUCUUUCCUGAUCCCAAAAAACCUGUUGGCCCUGCUGAUGAAAAUGACCUCGCACUUUGUGCCUCACUUUCAGGAUUCUCUUCCAGUUCCAUGAGCCAGAAAUACCACCAUACUCCCAUAAAUCCUGGCCUUUCAGCUUGUACAAGCAAAUCCAAGCCACCCAUAAAGAACCAUGCUUCAUUAGGAGGAGCCAUAUAUACCUUGUGAUACAUGCAGUAUUCCAAGUAGUAAGAUCCCUUAACCCUAAUCCCCCCUCCUUCUUUGGAAAGGUAAGGUUCUUCCACCCUAUUUUUGCUUUUACCCUACCAUUCUGACCCACCCCCCAAAGAAAAUUACUACAUAUAAUUUCCACUUCUUUUAUCACUGCUUUAGGGAGGAGGAAAACAGCCAUCCAAUAUUGAUGGAGACUGUACAGAACUGAACUGACCAAUUCAGCUCUACCAGCAUAUGAAAGGAAUCUGGAUUUCCAGCUACUAAUACGAGCUACUAUCUUAUCAAUAAGAGGUUUGCAAGCUGAUACUGUGAGUUUCCCUGAAGACAAGGGGACCCCGAGAUACCUCACAGGGAAUCUUGAGGAUUAUUGGUAGUUUGGAUUAAGUAUUUUUUUAAAAAUGUUAUUUGGAGUCAAUUAUUACACAAAUAUCAUAUAUGUAAUUCUUGUUAUUUGAUAUAUGAUAUUUGUAUGGAAUAUCACGUUUAGGUAGAAACAUGGCUAACUUAUGCCAUUAGGGACAUUUGGGGAUUUUUCCAGAAAUAGCACUGUUUUAAAAAAAAUUCCUAAAAUAGCAUCUAAGUCCGAAAAAUUCCAAAAAUAGCACCCUUUUCCAAAAACCGCUCCUUACCAGUGCGGUUUAGGCGAAAACCGCCACCCAUGGGCGCGUUUUUCGAUGAAAACCGCACCCCACCAUGCGAUUUGGUUGCAGAUCGCACCCCCAGGGUGCGAUCUGUUUUUUUUUUUUUUUUUUUUUGAAAAAUCCUAACCUAGGUGGAAACUUCAAACGGACGUAUCUUUGUGUUCGGGUAUCCAAUCGUCGCAAAUUUUUUUUUGAUUCCGCAUAACUUUUUGAGAUCUAGCAAGCCAAAGGUGGUUUGGUCCCUCCUUCAUCCAAAAAAAUGUCGUUUGCUACCCCGAACGAGCUUUUUUCCGAUUUCGUCAAACUUUGGACAACCAUAACUUUGUGCUCCAAAAUCCAAACAACAUGAAUUUUUUUUUUCCGCAUAACUUUUUAAGGACUACAACUUUUAUCAUAGACACAAUUUCAAAAUGUACGUGGAUUGCUGAGAAGGGAAGGUAAGUUAUUCCCAAAAUCCUGUAUAUCCAAAAAUAAUUCCUAUUUUGAAAAUUCAUUCUAGUAAAAAUUGUAGUCCUUAAAAAGUUAUGUGAAAUAAAAAAAAAUUCAUGUUGUUUGGAUUUUGGAGCACAAAGUUAUGGUUGUCCAAAGUUUGACGAAAUCGGAAAAAAGCUCGUUCGGGGUAGCAAACGACAUUUUUUAGGACGAAGGCAGGAUCAAACCACCUUCGGCUUGCAAGAUCUCAAAAAGUUAUGCGGAAUCAAAAAAAAUUUCGCGACGAUCGGAUACCCGAACACAAAGAUACGUCCGUUUGAAGUUUCCACCUAGGUUAGGAUUUUUCAAAAAAAAAAAAAAAGCAGAUCGCACCCUGGGGGUGCGAUCUGCAACCAAAUCGCACCCUGGGGGUGCGGUUUUCAUCAAAAAACGCGCCCCUGGGUGGCGGUUUUCGCUUAAACCGCACUGGUAGGGAGCGAUUUUUCAAAAAGGGUGCUAUUUUUGGAAUUUUUCGGAGUUGGUUGCUAUUUUUGGAAUUUUUUUUUCUAAACAGUGCUAUUUCUGGAAAAAUCCCGGACAUUUGGCCCUUUUUAUUUAUUUAUGCGAGUGUUAUUUUUGUUAGUAUGGUAGAAACUAUUCAAGGAAGAGAACUUCUCGUUUAUCAGAUUAAGACUUGUUGAUUCGUUACUAAAUAUGUUUCCAAUCAGUGUUAUCAAAACAAGUCCGACCUGUCCGACCUGGCAGGUCAAAUUGCGACUAACGGGCUCUGGCCACUCAUCAGGUUCUGACUCCCUCUAAAUGAUAAGUAAAUUGGCCGAUCGGAUAUUAAUCGGUUCAUCCGACUAACUGGUAGAAUUGCCUAACUCGAAUCGGCGGUUUUGAGAUUAAUACUUACCUUUUUCUUAUAGAAAAUUAUUACUUACCUUUUCUCCCUUGAAAGAUAUAAAAUUGAAAAGGUAAAAAUGAAUGUUUCUUUUCCUUUGUCCACUUUAUUUUUUCUUUUUUUACCACUCAAUCACGUUCCCUCUUUUCUUGUUCAGAUCAUUACUUUAAUUACUUUCGCUUUCUUCCAAUUCCUUCCUUCAAUUUUUCAAUUGACCAACUUCACAGGUCAAACUCCAAAAAGGCAAAAAUCCAUUACUUAUUACAACUUUGAUUAACAUUAUAAUAUUGAAUUCUUCAAUUGAAUAUAUAUAAAUAAGAUAUAGAAUUCUCAAUGUAAAAACUAGUCUUAAUUUUAGACAUACCACGAAAUUAUGAUAAUUUUAUUUGAAAAUUUUAUUUGCCAUCAAUUUUAUAUCGAUUAAUCACCGAUCGUCUGAUAAAUUUUAAACCUCUCACUAACCCGAAUUGCUAUCUAGUCCGACCAAUAAUGUUUCCAACGAAUACACGCUCGUUUGGAGAAUUGGAGUCUAAAUCUCUAGAUUCUAGACAAUCCAAAGAUUUUAACUCUCUGAAUUGUUGAAAAAAGAUUUGAAAAUGUUCAUUAUUUGGUAACUAUGAUUGUUAACAUCCAAUGAAAAAAGAAAUUCUAUUUUUUUUAAUCACAUAACAUGUUUAUCCUUAACCAAAAUAAUUAGAUUGACUCGAAAAAUAUUGAGAAUUUAUUGGUAAGGGUAUUUAAUGGGAUAAAUGAAACAAAACAAGAGAUAUAAUAGGAGGGAGAAAAUCUCCAAAAUCAAGAUGUAGAAUCUCU
This is a messenger RNA of Linum trigynum, 6449 nucleotides long. The record is from the annotation of a GenBank genome assembly. Lineage: Eukaryota; Viridiplantae; Streptophyta; Magnoliopsida; Malpighiales; Linaceae.